CAUCCACUCCCUCAUCAUAUCACGACUCAAUUACUGCAACUCCCUCCUCACUGGCCUCCCUCACCACAGGCUAUCCCCGCUUCAGUCCAUCCUGACAACCGCUCCGCUUCUGCCACCCCCCUCUGCCAAUCCCUCCACUGGUCUCCAUUCAGUGUCCUCCACCCCCCUCUGCCAAUCCCUCCACUGGCCUCCAUUCAGUGUCCUCCACCCCCUUCUGACAAUCCCUCCACUGGCCUCCACUCAGUGUCCUCCACCCUCCUCUGCCAAUCCCUCCACUGGCCUCCACUCAGUGUCCUCCACCCCCCUCUGCCAAUCCCUCCACUGGCCUCCAUUCACUGUCCUCCACCCUCCUCU
This is a messenger RNA of Staurois parvus, 354 nucleotides long. The record is from the annotation of a GenBank genome assembly. NCBI's taxonomy places the organism in Eukaryota, Metazoa, Chordata, Amphibia, Anura, Ranidae.